GAGGAGAGAUUGCAGCAGGACUGGAACGUCCCGGGUGGGAGGAGGAACGCGAGAGAGAGAGAACCCAUUUCACAACCCCCGAGGAGCAGGGACGGGAGCCGCUGCCGCGGCCCCGCUGCGAUGUUCCCGCCUCUGAGCAUCGGAGGCACGGAUAAGGGCACCGGGAGCUCGGCGCACGCCGCUUCCCGAGCGGAUGGACCAGGAGCGCCCGUGGGGCUCCACGCGCAGGAGAGCCAUGACAGCGUAGGCAGGCGGCGAGACAUGGAUCGCUUCACGGAGUGCGGGACGCAGACGGACGCGGUGGUGGUGCUGUCCCUGGCACAGGCUGCGGUCCUGGGCUUGGUGUCGGAAAACGAGCUGCUCGGUGCCACCGUCAGCCCCGCUGGCUUCUUCCCGGCGCUGGGCGAGGAGUUGCUGGAUGCGGUGGAGCCGGAGGGCGAGGGCCCGGUGGCCGGGGAUGGGCAGGAGGAGGACGCCCUGGAGGCAGGGUCCCCCCUGGAGAAGCAAGCGCGGCGGCGGAAGCGGCCCCCGGUGAGGCUGGUGCCCAAGGUCAAGAGCGAGCGGGCAGAGGACGAGGCCCCGCGUGAGGAGCCGGUGCCCGCAUCGGAGGAGGAGGAGGGUGAGCGGCAUCGCGGGCGUCGGGCCCCGCCGCAGGACCCCGGCCCGGAGCGAGCGGUGCAGAGCAGCGCCGUGAAGAUGAUCGACCUGGGUGCCCUCGGCAGGAAGCCGCGGCGCCUGCGGCACCUGCGCCGGCACGGGCACCUCGAGCUGCAGGGCUCCAAGCGCCGCCUCGGUGGGGCUGGCGGAGCGGACGGCCCCACGGGGGCCCUGAGGACCGAGUGCACGCUGGAGGCGGGUGCCACGUCCCCCGGCGAGGCCGAGGCCCCCGCGUCCCCCGAGCCCGUGAAGAGCGAGCCCGGCUGCGGGUGGCAGGAGCCGGGCGAGCUGGAGCCGGCCGGAGCCACCAGCGAGCGCAACAAGAAGGCGCAGCUGGACCGGCUGGACAUCAACGUGCAGAUCGACGACUCCUACCUGGUGGAGGCGGGCGACCGGCAGAAGCGCUGGCAGUGCCGCAUGUGCGAGAAGUCCUACACCUCCAAGUACAACCUGGUGACGCACAUCCUGGGCCACAACGGCAUCAAGCCGCACUCCUGCCCGCACUGCAGCAAGCUGUUCAAGCAGCCCAGCCACCUGCAGACCCACCUCCUGACCCACCAGGGCACGCGGCCCCACAAGUGCGGGGUGUGCAGCAAGGCCUUCACCCAGACCAGCCACCUCAAGCGGCACAUGCUGCUGCACAGCGACAUCAAGCCCUACAGCUGCCGCUUCUGCGGCCGCGGCUUCGCCUACCCCAGCGAGCUGAAGGCGCACGAGGUGAAGCACGAGAGCGGGCGCUGCCACGUCUGCGUGGAGUGCGGGCUGGACUUCUCCACGCUCACCCAGCUGAAGCGGCACCUCUCCACGCACCAGGGCCCCACGCUCUACCAGUGCCUGGAGUGCAGCAAGUCCUUCCACUACCGCAGCCAGCUGCAGAACCACAUGCUGAAGCACCAGAACGUCCGGCCCUUCGUCUGCACCGAGUGCGGGAUGGAGUUCAGCCAGAUCCACCACCUCAAGCAGCACUCCCUCACGCACAAGGGCGUGAAGGAGUUCAAGUGCGAGGUGUGCGGGCGCGAGUUCACCCUCCAGGCCAACAUGAAGCGGCACAUGCUGAUUCACACCAGCGUCCGCCCCUACCAGUGUCACAUCUGCUUCAAGACCUUCGUGCAGAAGCAGACGCUCAAGACCCACAUGAUUGUGCACUCACCAGUGAAGCCAUUCAAAUGCAAGGUCUGUGGGAAGUCCUUCAACCGCAUGUACAACCUGCUGGGACACAUGCACCUGCACGCGGGGAGCAAGCCCUUCAAGUGCCCCUACUGCUCCAGCAAGUUCAACCUGAAGGGCAACCUCAGCCGGCACAUGAAGGUCAAGCACGGCGUGAUGGACAUCAGCCUGGACAGCCAAGAUCCCAUGAUGGAACUGGCCGGGGCCGACCACGCCGAGCUGGACGGGCAGCAGGAGAUGGACGACUUCGAGGAGGAGAACUCUUAUGGCUAUGGGGGGGUGGGCAACCCUCCGGACGAGCACGCCCUGACGGAGCAGGCCAUGAAGGAGAUGGCGUACUACAACAUGUUGUAGCGCAGGAGCAGGCUGCCGGGGGCUGCGUGGACGUUGUGUGGUAAGCGGAGGUGAAGCACCCGGCCAGGCCCGCACCACCGCCCCUGGAGACAGGGGCUCCAGCUGGGAUUGGUGAGGGAUUAAACUGGGAUGUCCAAAG
Pezoporus occidentalis (night parrot) is the source of this 2317-nucleotide messenger RNA. RefSeq names its product zinc finger protein 710 (gene ZNF710). NCBI's taxonomy places the organism in Eukaryota, Metazoa, Chordata, Aves, Psittaciformes, Psittacidae. The transcript is spliced from 5 exons. Gene Ontology annotation, cellular component: nucleus. The record is from RefSeq and is a predicted model, not a curated record. Gene Ontology annotation, molecular function: DNA-binding transcription factor activity, RNA polymerase II-specific; RNA polymerase II transcription regulatory region sequence-specific DNA binding. The coding region runs from base 121 to 2178 and encodes 685 amino acids. Gene Ontology annotation, biological process: regulation of transcription by RNA polymerase II; embryo development; urogenital system development.